This is a messenger RNA of Monosiga brevicollis MX1, 670 nucleotides long. RefSeq lists its product as uncharacterized. The transcript has a single exon. The annotation marks the transcript as partial. NCBI's taxonomy places the organism in Eukaryota, Choanoflagellata, Craspedida, Salpingoecidae. The record is from RefSeq and is a predicted model, not a curated record.
AUGCAGCGCAGCCGCUACCCAUCCAACGCCACCGAGACCAAGCUGAUGGCUGCCACCUUGAGCCAACUGUAUUGGUCUGCCGUCCACUCGGACUAUACCGCUGAAGAGCGAGAGAUGUGCUGGGCUUUGAUUUUGGCCUUGCCUAGCAUGUUGUUGUCUGCUCCCUCGACCGCACUGUCUACGAUUGACCUGCGCAAUAUGUUUCACGAUCGUCUCCGUUGGCUUGUGACGGGGCAACUAGGUCGGGUCGUGGACGCCAUGCGCAAGGCAGUCGCACGCAAGCAGAGCCGUCGAGGACAGCUGAACGCCGGCGCGGGCGCCCACCCGAACGACGCAGUCGACCAGAGCCUCAGGUCGCUCGUCCGCGACCCGGACCUGGCGGACGAAGCCUGGGCAAACCACGUCACGAACCGUCUGAACCGAGGUCAGAUUGCCAAAGCAUUUGAUGCCGACAAGGCUCGUGCCGUGAUUGGUAAUUCUGAGGUUCAGGCCGUGCGCGACCUCUUGGUACCGCCCGGGCUGACCCCGUACAUUGCUUCGACACCCGCCUCCACGUCUACACUGGCACCAGCCACGGCUGCGAGCUCCCCAAACGUGUCCUUCACCAAGGGUGAGCUCCCCAAGGCGUUGGCGGCCACCAAGGGUGUCACUGACCCCUAUGGUUGGUCUG